This is a messenger RNA of Egretta garzetta (little egret), 6898 nucleotides long. It is a transcript of the gene PEX1, whose product is annotated as peroxisomal biogenesis factor 1. Bases 123 to 3803 code for a protein of 1226 amino acids. Gene Ontology annotation, cellular component: cytosol; peroxisome; peroxisomal membrane. Gene Ontology annotation, molecular function: ATP hydrolysis activity; ATP binding. Gene Ontology annotation, biological process: protein import into peroxisome matrix. NCBI's taxonomy places the organism in Eukaryota, Metazoa, Chordata, Aves, Pelecaniformes, Ardeidae. The transcript has 23 exons. The record is from RefSeq and is a predicted model, not a curated record.
CUGGUGCCCGUUUUCACCGCAGCUCACCGGCAUGAACCGAAUUGCGUGUAAAUUGAGCUUGAAGGGAGGGGGGCCAAGCUGUGAAAAUAUCCUGUGGUCAUCAGCCUGUAUUUUUGAGCUGGAUGGAAAUCAGGCAUCGAGGUCACCAAAGUGAAAAUAUUGCAGAGAUUAACAGACAGUUAGCAGAGAAACUUGGCAUUACAGAUGGAGAACAGGAACUGCACGCUUCCUCCCUUGAAAAACAUCUUCUUGACCAGAUUCGAAUAGUAUUUCCAAAAGCCAUCUUUCCUGUAUGGGUUGAACAGCACACUCACAUUUACAUCAAAAUCGGUACGCUUAUGCCAGCAGCCCCCUAUGGGAGAUUAGAGCCUUGCACGGAGCUUCUGAUACUUCCCAAAACACGCGAACUUGAGGAAAAUAUCACCAGCACGCCUUCCACAGAAAGUGACGUCUUGCUCAAAAGUUUUGUGAAAAAUAACAUGGAGCAAGAAGAAACAGUAAAGGAUCCUUUUGCCAAACAACCUUACUUAAAGCCAGGAGUCCUUGAACAGAGUAAGGCUGAUGCAAACAUGACAUUUGGCUCAAAUGUUCUCCCAAAUAUAUGGAAUUUCAUAGGGAGGAUUUUCUCUCAUACGUCUGAGCAGAAACGAAAGACUGUGUGUGAUAAAGAUGAAAUGAGCAUCUUCAAAGACAAGCUGCUGAACUUAAUUCACAUGGAUUCCAUUUUUAGAGUAUGUCAGUCCCAGCCUCCCAGCGUACAGAAUGCAUCCGCCACUCACGAAUUUCUGAAAUGCAAUGCUAUUCAUGUUUUUCCAUGGAAUUUAGAAUUUAUUGAUUUGGAUCCAAAUCCUGUAGUAUCUUAUGGGAAAAUUAAUGAGCUGCUUUCCCCAAGACAGCGUCAUCAAGAAGCAAAGCAAAAUCUGCCAUUUGAAAAGCAAAAGGAUUUGACUAGUACACAAGACAAAAGUCAUUCUAAUUCUAAUAGCAGUCAAGCAUCCAGUGAGGGAUCUGUUGUUCAAAUCGUUUGGAACGGAUUCGAAGACCUAAAGAGUGUCAUAGAGUAUGGCCACAGUGGGGAAGCCCUACAUGUUGGAAGAGUUUGGAUUCCAGAUGGUAUGAGAAAAAAACUACGUAUUGAAAUGCAUUCAACAGUCCGAAUUAAGUCAGUUGAAUCUAUUCCUAAAAUGCCUGUAUCUCUUAGACUGCAACCCAAACAGAACUUACAUAAAGAUAUACAUGAAGAUGAUGUUAAAUCUGCUUUCAGUUCUUGGCUGCAGGAUUCUGCUACUGAUGAUCUCCCGUGGAUAAUGACAAGCACAGACUCUAUACAUCUGUCUCUUAACGAAGGAAUGGAGGAGUUUUUCCUUAGUGUAGUGCAUCCUACGCACAUUGAAGAAAAUAAGUCUGAGAAUAUUUUUAUACUGAGUCCCAGUUUGCUGCAAAAGACUAAUAUACAAGUUCUUUUACAUCCCCUAACUAGAGAAGCUGAUGGUGACAGCCAGCCUCCUAUGUGUGAUACAGACAGGAACCUUCCUUUCCACAAACUAAACGAUUUAGGAGGGGUGGACAAAUUAGGAACAUCUUCCUUUGAACACAUAAGCCACAGUCUUCUGGGACGUCCUUUAUCUCAAAAGCUGGCUGCUGUUGCUGUGGGACUGCGAAGCGGAGGGGUGCUUCUCACAGGAGGAAAGGGAAGUGGAAAGUCAACAUUAGCAAAGGCCAUCUGCAAAGAAGCAUUCGAUAGACUGGAUGCUCAUGUAGAAGUAAUUGAUUGUAAAGCUUUAAGAGGAAAAAGAUCAGUAAACAUAAGGAAAAACGUGGAAGAAGCUUUUUUAGAGGCAGCCUGGAGACAACCAUCCAUUCUUUUGAUGGAUGAUCUUGAUUACAUUGUUGGAGUACCUUCUACACCAGAGCAUGAGAACAGCCCUGAAACCAUUCAAAGCAAUAGACUUGCUUAUGUUUUGAAAGAUCUGAUAAAAGAAGUUAUUUCCAUGGGGAGUUUGAUUGCAUUAAUUGCCACAAGUCAGUCUGAACAUUCCCUACAUCCUUCCCUGGUUUCAGCUCAAGGAACUCACAUAUUUCAGUGCUUCAAAUGUAUCCGAUCUCCAGAUCAGAAGCAAAGAUAUGAAAUUCUAUAUUCCAUAAUAAAAAACAAACUGAAUUCUGAUAUGAAGAAGCUUUCUGAUCUUGACCUCCAAUGUAUUGCAAAGGAAACAGAAGGUUUUGUUGCUAGAGAUUUUACUAUGCUGGUUGAUCGUGCCAUUCAUGCCUGUGUUUCCAACCAGAAUGCAUUUCAAAAUGGCGAACUGAAUCUGUCAACUGUGGAUUUUCAGAAAGCUCUAAAAGAUUUUACUCCAUUAGCUCUGACAAAUGUUAACCUUCAUAAACCAAAGGAUAUUAGCUGGGACAGGAUUGGUGGCUUAAAAGAUGUGAAGCAAAUACUCAUGGAUACCAUCAUGUUACCUGCAAAGUAUCCAGAAUUAUUUGCAAACCUGCCCAUACGACAGAGAUCAGGAGUCUUGCUGUAUGGAGCACCCGGAACAGGAAAAACACUGUUAGCAGGGGUAGUUGCUCGAGAGAGUGGAAUGAAUUUCAUCAGCAUCAAGGGACCAGAGCUGCUCAGCAAAUACAUUGGAGCAAGUGAGCAAGCAGUUCGAGAUAUCUUUAACAGAGCUCAGGCAGCUAAGCCUUGUAUCGUUUUUUUUGAUGAGUUUGAUUCUAUUGCUCCUCGCCGAGGUCAUGACAACACAGGAGUUACAGACCGAGUGGUUAACCAACUGUUGACUCAGUUAGAUGGUGUGGAAGGCUUACAAGGGGUUUAUGUCCUAGCUGCUACUAGCCGCCCAGAUUUGAUUGACCCUGCUUUGUUAAGGCCAGGUCGACUGGAUAAGUGCCUGUACUGCCCACCUCCUGAUCAGAAUUCACGCUAUGAAAUCUUAAAAGCUCUCAGUCAUUCUCUGUCCUUGGCCAAUGAUGUGGACUUUCAGGAUUUGGCAGCAAAAACAGAACGGUUCACAGGAGCUGACCUAAAAGCUUUAUUGUACAAUGCCCAGUUAGAGGCAAUCCAUACUAAUUUAGGUUCAGGUUUAACACAGGAUUUUGGUUCUAGUUCUGAUAGUGACUUCAGUCUCUCUUCCAUGGUUUUUCUAAACCACAGCAGUGGCUCAGAUGACUCGGCAAUAGAUGGAGAAACAGGGCUAGAGCAAUCUCUUAUUUCUUUAGACAUGUCUGACUUGCUUCCUGAAGAUCCAAGGUCCAACAUGUAUCGUCUUUAUUUUGGAAGCUCUUACGAAUCAGAGCUGGGAAAUGGAACUCCUUCAGAACUGAGUUCUUUGUGUUUGUCUGGACCAAACUCCAUAACUCACGAUUUUACCAGCGUGACUCAGAGAGACACAGCAUCAUCACAACCUUCAAUGCUUCGAACAGCUUCUCAAGAAGACUCCCUAGAAAAUAACCAGGACCAGGAAGUAGAGCACCUGAGGACAGAAAUCAAUGCUAUCAAAGCCAAUUACAGAAGCAAGAAUGGAGAGGACAGCACCCUUAAUCAGUCAGUGCCUGCCAAGAACACUUUAAUUAUUACCCAGUCCCAUCUGAUGACCGCACUUGAGGGUAUAAGACCAUCCAUUAGUCAAGAUGACUGGAAGAAUUUUACUGAACUGGGAAUAUCAAGUUGCAUUUCACAACUGUAUCUUCUUCUCCCCAUCUUCUUGGAGACCAUUCAAAAACAUAUCUGGUGUUUGGAAGCUUUCCAAUGUUACACUCUGAAAUUAUUCCCAACUGCUGUCUUACAUGAAGAUUGUUAAAGAGUAGUCUUCCUCAGCUGAUGCGUAGGUAAGCAAGUCUUAACAGAAGGGGCAGGAAAUGAAGAAAACUAGAGCUGUUUCCCAUGAGUCCAUACCACCCUUUCACAGCAUUUUGCCAAUACUGGGGCGCUUUGCUUGGUUGGUUUUUCACUAAUCCUCCUUCCCUACUAUUUACCUUCCUGAGGUAAUUAGAAAACAUGCAUUUUUAAUUUUUGUGGUGGUCUUUCAUAGCCGUUAUGUGCCUUUGCACACCUUUAUUGCUUUGGACCAUUGGGCACCAUUGCCCUUUCUGUGAUCAGAUGGGAUGUCCAGGCUUCCUCUGAUCACUUCUGGAGGUGCCUUCCUCAAGCCACUCCUAAAUGUCUGAUUAUACAGUCCCACUACGUGUUCCAACUUUUAGUUCAGGCAUCGACGUGUAUCAUGCUAUGUCCAUAAUUAGAAGACCACAUCAUACUGACCGUAUGAUUGUCUACUUGUAGUUUCUAUUCCCAGUGCCAGCAAAUAACCCAAAGAAUGCAUGAGUUGUAUGUUUAUUCCUGCAGCCUGGUUCCGGUGAAGCCUGUACAGGCUACAGGCCUUGAUACACUACAAGUCUCAGCUUGUAGCAGUUAAUACCCCUGAUUUUCUCAUUUAUUGCUUGUCACUCAUGCUUAACUCCUGCUUCAGUAGAUUUUGAAACUGAAAGCCCUUAUUGUGUUACUACAAAGCUCUGCUAUUGUCAAUACCACUAUGUCAUUAACACCAUACUUGUUUUUUAAAUGUGGUAUGUGUUUGUUUAGCAUCAGAGCUGUACCCUAGCUUGCCUCUGACCUUGAGUUCAUCUUUUGUAUAGAACAGUGUCAUUUCUUGCCUUGUUCACCUUGUUUUAAAUGCCUGUAGAGAUGACUAUGAAUAGGGGUUGAACAGACAAGCAAAUUUUCUGCGAAGGAGCAAGUCACUCCCUGGGAGGUGCUCUGUGGUAACGUACACUUACACUGUAGUAAAUGUAAGGUACUCUGAAAAAAUUUAUCUUUUAAUGGAAGAGGAGCAAAAAAACAUGGGUUUUGUUAAUGAAGUGCAGCAGCUGGCAAGCCGUAAUGAGUUACUCUGCUUUGGUUUUGUGUCAAAACUCAAAAACUUCAUGGUUUGUUUUUUUUUUUUAAUUUCCUUUUCCAGGUCCAGUAAUUCAUUCUGGGCAUUUCUGGCCUUCAGGAUGUAGUUUAUUUGUUUAUUGGUUUCUUGUCAUCUUUUUUCAAUGUUUUUUCAUCCAGUGACAUUUCAAGCUCAUUUAAAAUACCUUUUUUCUCUUCUUUGAGCUUCAAAUUCCAGAUAGUUUUCAUCUCUAACCUAAGGAAAAGUUACAUUACCUUCUAUUCAAAUACUUGCAUUUGAAACUUCAGCCCAGUUAAUUUCAUUGAUUACUUCCUCUAGUUUCUCAGGUAACUCUAGGAGCUUUUAACUUAUUUUUCCACCUACUGGCUUAAUGAUUUUUCGGUCAAAGGUUCUUUUCUACAAGUAGCACUUUUAUAAGAAGGUGAUCUUCUAGUUCUUUCCUUGCCAAAAUUGUUUAAAGUACUUUGUGGUUUAUUACCUCUUUUCUGUUUGGUAAAGAAAUCUUCACGUAUUACAAAAGCAUCCAGAUUAGCCCAAAUUAGUAGUAGUGUCUGUUCUUUAACUUACAUCUAGAUAACAGAUGUACCAGAUUCAUUAAAAAUGGAAAUGAUUUAACAUUCCUAAUUAUGAUAAUCUCAUAAUGUACUGAUACUUAAAUCUAAAAGGACCAGUCAGAGGCCAAUUGUAAUUAAAACAGGGACAGUAUGAUAACCUGUGGAAUUAUCUUCAUACUUGGAAUAAUUUAAUUAGAAUACUAUACUUCAAUGCCAAGUAUAUUGUAAAGUUAAAAAGGAAAGCAAGCUUGCAUUAGGCUGUAUGUUGAGGUCCUGUCAGCCCACAACCAAGAUCAGAUGCUAUACUGUUGUGGAAAAUGUUCCUAAGCCCCAGGAAGCCAAAGCUGCUUUCCACAUCUGCACUCUUUCUUUCUACAUGCAAGGAAUUUCACCAGUGUGCUGAGCUAACUCAGCAGGGGGGGGCAUGUGUGUAUAUAUACACACAUAACACACAUACACCCCCUAUAGAGAGACCCUUGACUAUCGCCGUGGGUAAUAUCGUUUGAUCCAAGGAAGUCGGCCACUGUUAAUAACCAGUUGCUUUUAGAUGAUCUUCAGUUACAUUCUGAAUUAUAUUAACAUCCCAUCUUAAAAGGUAGUAGAGUAUCUAAACGAGGCCUGUCUAAGAUCUGUGACGCAGGCCUACAAGUCCGAUGUACAGGGAGCAUAAAACCUGGAGCUAAGCGGGGGAUAAUCCCUGCUAUGCAAGCCUUGUGCAAGAAACGUCAGCUGGCCUGCGGAGGCUGUUUCACAAGGCCCAGUAUUAAGAAGAUCGCCAGGAGUGAGAAGGGACCAGUAACAAAGCCUGUUCCACGUUCUACAGGGCAGCAGAGGUUUAGCUGCAAUGGGCCAUGAACAUCCCACAGGCGGCCAAACAGCGGCUGCCCUGUUUGAGCCUUUUGACUGCUGUUUUCCAGUCCCCUCCAUCAAGUCAAGAACCGAGGAAACACUGCAUGAACCAGUGACCUAAAGACGGACAAAUUCUGUGCCUCCCUACUAGCUCAUCUGUCAUUCCUACCUCUCUUAAGCGACACCGAUGUCAGUUUUUCUGGCUAAAUAUUACGGCCCGUGGGAGAGGUUGGUAACCUGGGGUAGCUUUUUCCUUUCACUCCUGUUGCCACCAACAUUGUCAGCUGUCACUGACAUUUCCUCAACCAGUCUUCCCCUGGAGCCAAGGGACUUCUGAAGAGACAAGUCUUAAAUAUAGAUGUAAACACUCACCCUGUUUCUAACAUGCAAGGGCUCAUUUCACUUUGUUAAUAAGAACUCCAUUUCCACUACUAUCCCAUACUUUUUCUUAAAAAAAUAUUUAGGCAGCUUUUACUCUCAAAAUUAUCUAUGUUUGAAGCUAUCUUCUUGCCGCUGUGUAGCUGUUAAAUUUUUCAAACACUGCCUUGGAAAAAUGUACCUGUUCUGAAGCGACCCACAAUUCUGGAUUGAGUCUGUUGA